UCUCUUUACAACAACUACAAAAGAGUCUGAUAUUGCUUGAGAAAGAUCCAGAGACAGAGGGAGGAAUGGCUGGUCUGCAAAGAUCUGCAGUUUCGUUUAGGAGACAAGGGUCGUCGGGGUUUGUAUGGGACGACAGGUUCUUGACGGAGGAGAUCAACAAAGCGAACAAAAAGCUGGAAGACAAAGAAGAAGGACGAAAAGAGCAAGAGUUAGAGAAGCUGGAUGUUACAGAGGUCAAGGCACCCAGAACCGAUGGAAUAACGAUCACCAUCGAUCGCAGCCGAUCCAACGGCGGAGGGCGCGGCUACCGCACCGGGAAGGUGUCCCCGGCGAUCGAGCCGCCUUCGCCCAAGGUCUCCGCUUGUGGGUUUUGCAGCGCUUUCGGAAAGCCGGCCAAAAAGGGUCCGAGGACGAACACCGGUAAGCUUAGAUCACGGUAGAGUGUUUGGUGUGUUCUCAGGUGAUCGGAGGUGGGAUAUUCCGGUGGUCAUGGUUUUGGUACAGGAAGGGUCAAGUAAAAGUUCAUCAUCUCUAUAAAGUGAGAUGCGAGAGAGAGAGAGAGAGAGAGAGAGAGUUUUGGAAAAACAAUGGCAAUUAUGAAUGUUUUCGCUUCUAGAUUUCUUGCUUUCAUUGCUUUGUUUCUUUUAGAUUUCAGAGAUGUUUUUGUGGUCUGGGUGGAUGUAAUUAUAUAUAUGUGUAUAUAUAUUGUGGAAUUUUUUUUUUUUGUUUAGCUCGAGGAACUUUGUUCUCA
This is a messenger RNA of Alnus glutinosa, 751 nucleotides long. RefSeq lists its product as uncharacterized. Bases 66 to 440 code for a protein of 124 amino acids. The transcript has a single exon. The record is from RefSeq and is a predicted model, not a curated record. NCBI's taxonomy places the organism in Eukaryota, Viridiplantae, Streptophyta, Magnoliopsida, Fagales, Betulaceae.